AUGGCUGGAGGUAUCAAAGAGAAGAUCAAAAAACGCGAGCGCAUUUUUGCUGCUUUACGUCGGCAUUUGCAAUUCUUGGCGACAUAUGACCCAGCGGUCAAUCAGGGACAGGUUCAAUCACGUUUGGACAAAUUAGAGGCAACAUGGGAUGAUUUCUAUGAGCUUCAGGAGGAAAUUUUUGAGCUGGAUGGAAAAGGGGAAUAUGAACAGGAGACGAACAAUGCGAAUGCUGAAUUUGAGACGCAGUAUUACGAACUUCGGGCUUCCUUCUUGGAAAAAUUGGCUCCUCAGGCGCAGGUGCCGAACUUUGACAAUUCAGUGCGGAACAACUGUGCGUUGGGGUUGCACACAGGGGUGCGUCUGCCACAAAUUUCUUUGCCGGAGUUCGAUGGUGACUACAAGGGGUGGUUGUCCUUCAAGUCAACGUUCGUGUCCCUGAUUCAUGACUCUAAUGAACUCAGCGAUGUGCAGAAAUUUCAUUAUUUGAAAUCUGCAUUGAAAGGAGAGGCAGCCAAAUUGAUCGAGUCCCUCACAAUCACCAACGACAACUACGCUAUAGCAUGGGAUACUAUCACCAAGCGAUAUUCUAACGAGUAUUUGCUCAAAAAGCGGCAUCUACAGGCGUUGAUGGAAUUCCCGAGGGUUGAUAAGGAGUCGGCUUCAAGGAUCCACGGAUUAGUCGAUGAGUUUGAUCAGCGGUUGAAAAUUUUGAAACAGCUUGGCGAAAAGACGGAGCACUGGGGAGCGAUGAUCGUGCAUUGGAUGUGUUCAAAGUUGGAUACGCACACGCUGCAGCUAUGGGAGGAUCACGCGGCAUCGUUACGAGAUCCAUCGUUUACUACAUUGGUGGACUUUCUGGAGAAGCGAACUAGGGUUCUGGAAGCUGUGCAGUCUAACUCGAGCAAGGUCGGCAGUAUACAGCCAAAGGUGCAGGGGAAACGUGAAAGAUUGACGGUACAUGCUUCCACAGAGAGCGGAAGAAUUGAUCCCACUUGUCAGUGCUGUGGCGAGCAGCAUUAUUUAGUCCGGUGUGCGAAAUUCUUAAACUUUGGGUUGAAGGAGAAACUCGAUUUUGUUAACAGUAAGCGGUUGUGCAGCAACUGCUUCAAAAAUGGUCACUGGGUUCGUGACUGCAACUCCAAAUUCUGCUGCAGGUCAUGUGGAAAGAAGCACAACUCUCUGAUUCAUCCCGGGUUUCAAGUCAGUAGCGGGGGAAGCAACAACAACGAAUCUAACGGCAACACUUCAACAGCAAAUUCAGGAAGAAAGGAUAACGUUGCUAGAGCACACGUUGCAGCGGAAGCAGUUGAAGAACUUCAAGAAGAAGCAGCCGGUGAGACGACAGCUGGAUCGUACAGCAUUGGAGCGAAGCAGGGAAGCUUGAGUUCUAGUGUUUUUCUCUCAACAGUGGUUGUAGUGAUACGAGAUUAUAAUGGCGGUAAGCAGCUAGCACGUGCACUACUGGAUAGCGGAUCUCAAGUUAAUGUCAUGAGUGAACGGAUGUGUCAAAUGCUCAAACUGAAGCGGCGAACCAUAUGCGUUCCUAUAACAGGAGUUGGUCAGGCGGAAUCGAUGGCAAAACACGCAGUUACGACAACGAUCACUUCCAGACGAGUGACUUCGGAAUUGCCAACGGUAACUGUCCCAACUUCGCAUUGGAAGAUUCCAAGCGACAUUCAGUUGGCAGAUCCUCAGUUCAACAUGAGCGGCCGCAUUGAUCUGCUACUGGGGGCCGAGCAUUUCUUCGGUUUUCUAUACGAAAGGGAGAUGAAGCGGGUCACUUUGGGUCCGCAGCUACCAAUUCUUGUGGAUUCGGUGUUUGGAUGGAUCGUUUCGGGAAGAGAUGCUAGUCUGCAGCAGAAAAAAUCAGUACGGUGUUGCGCAGUGACUGCCCCGGAUAAGCUUGAAGAACUUCUUGAAAACUUCUGGAAAGUUGAAAGCUGCAAUGAUCAACCGGCUUGGUCAAAAGAGGAGCAGGAUUGUGAGGAAGAUUUCAAACGUACCCAUUCAAGAACAGAUGAUGGUCGGUACAUAGUGAUGCUGCCGAAGUAUCCAAAUUUCGAUAGAAUGCUGGGCGACUCUAAAGCGGCGGCACUGGAUAGGUACCAAAAAUUGGAAAAUAGGUUGGAAAGAAAUCUGAACAUGAAGGAACAGUACCACGCCUUUAUGAGAGAUUACUUGGACAUGGGUCACAUGCGAAAGGUGACGGAUAGGCAGUUGCAAGAAGAGGACAGUGGAAUGGAAGGGCUAUAUCAAUAUAAGGUCUUCUACUUGCCACACCAUGCGGGACCGGUAAUUCAAGACCAUCUGCUCAACCUGCUCAUUCGCUUCCGCAAGUAUGAAGUGGCGCUUGUUGGAGACGUGGAGAAGAUGUAUAGGCAGUUUCAGAAAAGUAAUCCAAAGUACGUUUUUCUACCAGACGAUGCACAUGAGCGACGGUUUAUCAUCACUGGCCAAGUUCUUUCCGUUAACCCUAUCCGAAAGCUUCAGAGACAGAGUAGAGGACUGAGUUUCCCAAGCAGUCCCAACUCGGAGUACAACAACAACAAAACUACAACAAACGAACCGAACGAAACGUUCUCUAAGGAAGAUCCAUUUGGUGUGUACGAGUUGCUUACUGUAACAUACGGGCUUAAGCCGUCGUCAUUCCUUGCAACACGGGCUCUACAACAGUUAGCAGUAGAUGAAGGAGUGGAAAGUUCACCAGCAAGCGUAGCGGUAAAGAAGGAUUUUUACGUGGACGAUUAUAUUGGAGGAGCUGCAAGUAUCGUCGAAGCCACUAACCUCAGAGAAGAUCUAACAUCGUUAAUGGCCAAAGGAGGAUUUCCCAUUCGUAAAUGGUGCUCAAAUCAUCCCGAAGUCUUGGCUGGAGUUCCAGAGGAUCAACUGGGAACAAGCCUCACAAUAACCUUUGACUUGAGCCCUGAUGAGAAGGUUAAAACGCUUGGAAUUACUUGGGCACCGAAGGUGGACCAACUUCGGUUUAUAUUCAAUAUUGAGAAUGAAGAAGGCGAAUGGACUAGGAGGCGAAUUUUGUCCGCUAUAGCAAGGCUUUUCGACCCUCUCGGAUUGAUAUCGCCUGUGGUGGUAACCGACCACCUAAUCAACCAGCAGUUGGCGCUGCUGCAUUCCGUAUGGGAUGCACCUGUCCCAACACAACUAGAGCAUAAAUGGGUGGAUUUCCAUCGUCGUUUAUCCAAGUUGACCGAAUUCAGCAUCCCCAGAUUCGCUUUUGUUGAAGAUUACGUUGAUGUGCAGCUACACUGUUUCGCCGACGCCUCGGAUCUAGCAUACGGUGCAUGUCUAUACGUUCGCUCUGUGGAUGGACGUGGAAACGUACGUAUCGAGCUACUCGCAUCGAAAUCUAGGGUCGCGCCACUGAAAAGGUUAACUAUACCGAGACUGGAACUGUGUGCUGCGAAGGAAGCUGCUUCUCUGUUCCAGACGGUGGCUAAAGCUCUUUCUUUGGAUUCAAUUAAUGCGUUUUUCUGGUCCGAUUCAACCGUUGUUUUGCAUUGGUUGAAGGCUUCCCCCAACACGUGGAAAACCUUCGUCGCAAAUCGUGUUUCCAUCAUUCAGACGGCGACAUACGGGCUUCCAUGGCAGCAUGUUUCCGGCAAUGAAAAUCCCGCUGAUUUGGUUUCUCGUGGAAUGUCCGUUGAAGAUUUCUUGGAAAGUCAGCUUUGGAAAUACGGUCCUACAUGGCUGAAGGAAGCACCGUCAAAAUGGAUGGUCGAAUCCGCCGACCUGAUCCCAACUGAAGUGGAACUAGAACCUCGUUUCGUAGCCUCAAAUAAUGUGGCAGCUAUGGAGCCGAGCUUCCUUUUCUCGCUUCGUUCAUCAUUCAUUCCUUUAGUCAGAUUAGUAGCAUUCUGUUUACGGUUUUUAUCCAAUUGUCGGCAGUCAAAUCACCGGAACACAUCACUAUUCCUAACUGCACCGGAGAUCAACGCAUCCAAUAACAAGCUGGUUCGCUUAGUGCAAGAGGAAUGUUUCGCUGAGGAAAUAAUUUCCUUGAAAAGGAGGCAUCAAGUACCUUCCAAAUCACCUUUGAAGCUUUUGUGUCCGUUCAUCGAUAAUGAAAGCAUUGUUAGAGUAGGUGGCCGCCUCCGUUACUCUCUUGAGGAUUACACCGUCAAACAUCCGGCAGUUCUUCCUCAAUCGCAUGCUUUCACCCGCUUGAUCAUUGAGUAUUACCACAUUCAGAUUCACCAUGGUGGACACCAAGCAACUUUAGCCGCAGUGAGGCAAGAAUUUUGGCCGAUUCACGGCAAAAGAGCCGUUUCUUCCGUUCUGAGAAAAUGCCAUCGCUGUUUCCGUUUCAACCCAAAGCCGAUUGAGCAGCCAAUGGGACAGCUGCCAUCUACGAGAGUCCGCCCCGCUAGGGCGUUUCUGGUAACCGGCGUGGACUACUGUGGCCCCUUUUUCCUGACACCUCCUCAUCGUCGAGCAGCCCCACCGAAGGUUUACAUCGCGGUAUUCGUAUGUUUCACCACGAAAGCGAUUCAUUUGGAGCUCGUUACGGACCUUUCAACAGCAUGUUUUAUUUCUGCUCUUCGGAGGUUCAUUGGGCACCACGGAAUCCCAAGCGAGAUACACUCCGACAAUGCCACCAAUUUUCAAGGAGCGAAGCACGAAUUGCAUGAAUUGUUUAACAGUUUAAACAGCAAAAUCGGUCAGCAGGCGAUUGAGUCAGAACUUUCACAACAUGGAAUCGAGUGGCACUUCAUCCCGCCCCGUGCUCCCAACUUCGGAGGAUUGUGGGAAGCAGCUGUUCGAUCCGCAAAGACUGCUUUGAAGAAGGUAAUCGUCAGCCAACUUACCCAUGAAAACUUAUCCACCCUGCUCGUGCAAAUCGCCGCAGCCCUGAACUCAAGACCUCUAGCCCCAUUAUCGGAUGACCCCAUCGAUAUCAAUGCCUUGACACCAGCCCAUUUCUUGAUCGGGUCCCCCAUGAACGCCCUCCCAGAUCAUGAUCUUACAGCCAUACCCUCGAACCGGCUUACACACUAUCAGCAACGACAGCAGAUGUUCCAACGGUACUGGCAGCGCUGGAGCCAAGAGUACCUUACCGGACUUCAGCAGGCGAACAAAGUCCAUCAACUGAGCCUCAUUCGCAUCGGCAGCAUCGUAAUUGUCCGGGAAGACAACAUACCACCGCUUCAAUGGCCUCUAGCAAGGAUACUUGAGAUACACCCUGGUACUGAUGGAGUCGUGAGGGUGGUUACGAUUUUGACAUCCAAAGGGACAUACAAGCGUGCAGUAAACCGGAUUUGUCCCCUGCCCUCCGAUGAUAUAAACGUCUAA
Armigeres subalbatus is the source of this 5307-nucleotide messenger RNA. RefSeq lists its product as uncharacterized. The transcript has 5 exons. The record is from RefSeq and is a predicted model, not a curated record. Gene Ontology annotation, biological process: DNA integration. NCBI's taxonomy places the organism in Eukaryota, Metazoa, Arthropoda, Insecta, Diptera, Culicidae. Gene Ontology annotation, molecular function: nucleic acid binding. Bases 1 to 5307 code for a protein of 1768 amino acids.